Messenger RNA from Beta vulgaris subsp. vulgaris (sugar beet), 1107 nucleotides. RefSeq lists its product as uncharacterized. The coding region runs from base 1 to 1107 and encodes 368 amino acids. Lineage: Eukaryota; Viridiplantae; Streptophyta; Magnoliopsida; Caryophyllales; Amaranthaceae. The record is from RefSeq and is a predicted model, not a curated record. The transcript has 2 exons.
AUGGCGGUAAUGAGUCAUCGACAUACUGCCGACUUCCGCAAGCUUCGAGAGGGCUUGAAGGAGAAGACUAAGCUGGCCAAGGAACAGGCCAAGGAGAUCGAGGUAUUGAGUAAGAGCCUUGAAGAUGAGAAGGCAGUCUGGGCUAGCGAGAAAGCCGCCUUCGAGAACAGGAUCAAGGAUUUGACAAGCCAAAGAGACAGUGUCCAACGUAAACGAGACGAGAUCAUCGAGGAGUGGAAAACCUCAAAGUCCGGUCUCGAGUUUGCGGCGAACAUGGGUUUGAAGGCGUCUGAAGUGGCUGCUCGAGAGGCGGUGGAUAGGCUCCAGAAUUCCUUUAGGAAAGUGUAUCCUCAGGCCAACUGGUCUCCGAUCGAGGCAGAGUACAACAUCUCUGUCGAUGCGGCCUUCCACGAAGGCAAUGAGGCCAGUCCCGUGCUCGAGGUGGAUGAUGCCAUUGAUGUUGCCGAGAUCCUGGGCGAGGAUCCCCAACAAGCCGGGGACCCUCAAGCCUCUGUGGAGCCCGGACUGUCGAUUAGGGUGCUAGCCCUGGCGCGAAGGUCUGCCCCCGGACUAGCCCCUGGGACUGCUUCGAGGGAGAUUUCAUGGGACGAGAGGAAUGAUCUUGUCAAUCGACUACACUUGUCUGAGUUGCGGCUCUCUGAGGCCCAAGAGUCGAUGGCCAAUUCUAUGAAAGCCUUCGAGGAGAAGAUGGCAGAAUUGGAGCAAGCCCGGGACAUCGCCCUUAAACAAAGGGACUCUGCCAGCAAGAGGCCUAGGGCUGCAGCCAAGGAUUGCAAGAGGGCUGAGGAGAAGAUCGAGAAAACUCGAAAGAGUGCUGAGGAGGCCAUUGCCAAGGCUCGAGAGUGCCGGGAGGCCGUGGUCCUUGACUGGAAGGAGUCUGAGGAAGGAAGGACCUUCCUCGAGGAUGCCUCCCUGCAGGCAUCUGAGAUUGGACAGACCGAAGCUCUCCGCAAAGUGCGGUUGGUUCUCGAGAAGCUUGCCCCCAGCCUUCCUUGGAGCGAGGUUGAGGAGGGUGUCAAGGCGCUUUCCCAAGAGGAGGGGCCGGUCGAGGACCAAGUUCCUCGUUCGGCCAAUCUCGAGGGAUGA